This is a messenger RNA of Chelonoidis abingdonii (Abingdon island giant tortoise), 814 nucleotides long. RefSeq names its product C-type natriuretic peptide 1-like. Gene Ontology annotation, molecular function: hormone activity. Gene Ontology annotation, cellular component: extracellular region. Gene Ontology annotation, biological process: receptor guanylyl cyclase signaling pathway; cGMP biosynthetic process. The record is from RefSeq and is a predicted model, not a curated record. Lineage: Eukaryota; Metazoa; Chordata; Testudines; Testudinidae.
CAACACAAAGAUGAACCCGAAGCUUAUUUUCUGCUGUGGAUUUCUGCUGCUGCUUCUCAGCCAGGACCAAACGAGGGCCAAACCCUUCUCCAGUUUACAGAGCCUGUCCAGAUUGUUAGAUGAAGAUCUGGAGCAUCCCCUGGCCUCAGAGGAGACGGACCAAGAGCGAGAAGACAUGAUCCCAACUGGUGCCUUUGACCAACAGGACUCUGAGCUCCAAUGGGCCCGAAACUCCAAGGACCAGCCCGAGGGGGUCCCCAUCAGCGACAGUACUUUCCAGAGGCUCUUCAGCGAUCUUCUGGGUUCAUCCAGGAGAUACCGAGGCAGGAGCAAAAAGGGCUUGUCCAGGGGGUGUUUUGGUGUCAAGCUGGACAGAAUUGGCUCCCUGAGCAGACUGGGAUGCUAACUGUUCGCUAUGGACUAAGACUUUCAGGACCUAGAGGACCCGUUACCUUUCAAUGAGAUGUUCAGCUCAAACUGCUCCAGCUCCACCAACUCCCCUGUAGACAUUGUACUGAAUGAGUUCGUUCCAGGCCAUCUAUACGUGACCACUAAGAAACUGGCCAUUGCUCCAUAGUUUGUAUCACAGUAUUAAUGUAUCAAAGCCAUUAUCAGUUCCAUUCAUUUGUCUCGGUUACAUGCCAUGUGUAUGAAACAGUCCUCAUUGUGUCAUGGAUGCUGAAAAUCCACUGGUUUUCAUCAUUUGGUGAACGUGUUUCUCACUUCCACUCUGAUUUUCUUCCUAGUUCAUCAUUCCUGAGGACAAAGCGUUGCCCUGAUUUACAUUUGGUCAAAUAAAUAUGAACUAUUCAAA